GGCACCGCACGGUCCCCCUUCCUACCCCGUCCCCUCCCUCCCCCCGGUUCCCCCUGCGGGCAGGAGCCGGGAGCUGAGCGCUCCCCCAUGGCCUCCUCCCCGGAGGACCCGGUUCUGGAGCGUUACUUUAAGGGCCACAAAGCUGCGAUCACCUCCGUGGACUUUAGCCCCAACGGCAAACAACUUGCUACCGGCUCUUGGGAUACAUUUCUCAUGCUGUGGAGCCUCAGGCCGCAAGCUAGAGCUUUCAGAUACGUGGGUCACAAGGACGUUGUCACCAGCCUGCAGUUUUCCCCACUUGGAAACUUACUGGCAUCAGCUUCACGAGACAGGACCAUUAGACUCUGGAUCCCUGACAAGAGAGGGAAAUCCUCUGAAUUUAAAGCUCACACAGCUCCAGUUCGAAGUGUGGACUUUUCAGCCGAUGGCCAGUUUCUUGCCACAGCUUCUGAAGACAAAUCUAUCAAAGUAUGGAACAUGUAUCGCCAGCGCUUCUUAUAUUCCUUGUACCGACACACACAUUGGGUUCGCUGUGCCAAGUUUUCACCUGAUGGCAGACUAAUUGUAUCAUGCAGUGAGGAUAAAACUAUUAAAAUCUGGGAUACCACAAGUAAGCAGUGUGUUAACAACUUCUCAGAUUUCGUAGGGUUUGCAAAUUUUGUGGCUUUUAACCCUAAUGGUACAUGCAUAGCUUCAGCAGGUUCUGACCAUACUGUGAAAAUCUGGGAUAUAAGAGUGAACAAGUUACUCCAGCAUUAUCAAGUUCACAGCGGUGGAGUUAAUUGUGUGUCGUUCCAUCCUUCGGGUAACUAUCUCAUCACUGCUUCUUCAGAUGGUACGCUGAAGAUCCUGGACCUCUUAGAAGGAAGGCUUAUAUAUACACUUCAAGGACAUACGGGGCCUGUCUUCACUGUUUCAUUUUCAAAAGGUGGAGAGCUGUUUACAUCAGGAGGCGCAGAUGCACAGGUCUUAUUAUGGAGGACUAACUUUGAUGAACUGAAUUAUAAAGAUGUUAGUAAAAAAAACCUCAAAAGACUGCACUUUGAUUCACCACCACAUCUGCUCGAUAUCUACCCAAGGACACCACAUCCCCAUGAGGGAAGGACUGAAACUGUUGAAAUUAAUCCAAAGCUUGAUGUAAUCGAUUUGCAGACCUCCACUCCCCCUGUUGUGGACAUCCUUUCUUUUGAUUCUACCACAACAACAGAAACAACUGUUCGAACUCUACCAGACACGGGUGAAGAGAUCUGCGGAUAUUUCUUGAAUCCUUCUUUAAUGGCAUCAGAAUGUUCACCUACAGUCUUGAAAAAGAAAACAGAAGACAUAAGCGACCUCCCUACUGAGAGUCAAAGAAGCAUACCGCUUGCUGUGACCGACGCAUUAGAGCAUAUUAUGGAACAGCUCAAUGUUUUGACACAGACUGUUUCAAUCUUGGAGCAGCGACUGACUUUGACAGAGGAUAAGCUGAAAGACUGCCUUGAAAAUCAGCAAAAGCUUUUCAAUGCAAUCCAACAGAAAAUUUGA
This is a messenger RNA of Budorcas taxicolor (takin), 1524 nucleotides long. RefSeq names its product POC1 centriolar protein B (gene POC1B). Gene Ontology annotation, biological process: cilium assembly. Bases 88 to 1524 code for a protein of 478 amino acids. NCBI's taxonomy places the organism in Eukaryota, Metazoa, Chordata, Mammalia, Artiodactyla, Bovidae. Gene Ontology annotation, molecular function: protein binding. The transcript has 12 exons. The record is from RefSeq and is a predicted model, not a curated record. Gene Ontology annotation, cellular component: centriole; ciliary basal body.